Meloidogyne enterolobii is the source of this 1425-nucleotide messenger RNA. NCBI's taxonomy places the organism in Eukaryota, Metazoa, Nematoda, Chromadorea, Rhabditida, Meloidogynidae. The record is from the annotation of a GenBank genome assembly.
AUGGUGGCCCGUGAAACUGCUGGAAUGGAUAAAUGGCGUAGUCAGCCUGUUAUGGACCCCAAAGCACGUCAUUUAGAGAUUGGAAGAUUGAUAACCUCAAAGUCAUACUCCUUUUGUGUGUUGGCCAUGAAGCAAAGACGUCUUGGCCCUUGUUCUGACCCUCCCGUUACUCUAAUCGGACCUCUACGUCCUACCCAUGUCGUACAAAAUCUUCGGCUGGACUACAAAACUAGCCAGUCAGUCCAAAUCCGCUGGGAAUUUGAUCCACUUGCUUCGACUUCUCAAAAAAUUGGAUUUUAUCUUAAACAAAUGGGUCAGAAGAGUUACUUGGAUCAAGAUUUGGUAGAGAAAUCUAUGGUUUCACCUCAAUUUGAAAAGAGAGUGAAUGGAUCUGAAAGGCAAUUAUUUUUAGCAAAUUUAAGGCCUUAUAUGAAUUACACAUUACAAUUGGGUGUUUACUCGCUAGAAGAUGGUCGGCAUUAUUGGCCUAGAGAAUUGCAAGUACAAACAGACCCUAGAGGACCUCCUUUUGUGGAAGCACCAGAAUUUAUCCAAUCUGAUGGACCACAUACCGCACAGUUCCGGCUAAGUCCGGCAAGCGAGGAGUACGGUAUUAUUAGCCAUUACUGGUUGAUAGUUAUACCAGCAAAUAACAACAGAUCCAAGGAAGCUGUUACUAGCGCUGAUAAAGCAUCAAGUAAUUCCGACCAACAGCAACACAGGCAUAGACGUCAUGAAGUUUCCUACGUCCAUGUUCGACAGCAACAUCCCCAUAGAAAAAGACGGCAUCAACAUAUUAACGACAAAGUUGAGGUUAAACCUCUCGAUGGGGUUUAUAUUGCAGCACAGAUAUCUUCUAGUGAAAUGCAACGUUUAUAUCGAGAUGAAUUGACUUUUACACUUGGGGAUGGGCUGGAAUACGAAGGCUUCACAAACUUCCCGCUUGAUCCACACGUAAAAAUCUAUCAGUUAAUGAGUCGAGCAUUUGCUAGGGACGAGCAUUGGAAGCGUGCUUCCGACCAACCAAGUGAUCAUCGUCCACCUUUACAAGAACCACAGUCAAAAUUGUAUACAGACUCGGCUUUGAGUGAUCCCUUUGAAACUCGAGUUCCUUCUUUGUUCACAGGAGGAGGGUCUAUUCGAGGUGGAGGAAUUAUGUUUCCUCUCUUGGCGGCGGGUAUAACCUUCUUUGUGAUAGCCGUACUCGUUGGAAUGCUUUUGCUAUGGUGGCUUAGAUGCAAGAGGAACACGAAUGCUACCAGAUCCUCUACAAAUUCCAUCCAUAAAGUACCCCUAAGUUCGCGUGAUUUACCCGCAAAGGCUAAUGGACAUGGGACUAACGGUGUUUUGCCUACUGAAACUAAUAAAUUACUAUUGGGAAUGGAUCAGGUUCAAGAGACAUUCUUUAAGUUAAAUCAUUUUUGA